AUGGCCGUCUCAGCUUCUAGUCCAGAUCCGCUGGACGCGAACAUCGAUGAAAGAACACCCCUGAAUACUUCGGCGCAGCAUGCGACUCCUAGCGCAAACACCACGGACUACAGCAGCAUAACAAAAGGGCUCACUAGCGACGUGCACAGCAGCCAUGGUAGCGAUGAGGAACAGCCGUUGAUCAAUCCACCCGAGUCGCCUGGGAAAAAUGUGACGGCUUUGACCAGUAUAAGUACCGUGAUUGGCGUGUUGUUGCUGGGUGAAUUCAUCUCCAACGCGGACGCAACACUAGUCAUGGCGGCAACAGGCAGAAUCUCUUCCGAGUUCAAUCGACUGCGCGAUGCGAGUUGGCUGUCAACGGCGUACACCUUGGGAUUAUGCGCUGCUCAACCGAUGUACGGGAAGCUGAGUGACAUCUACGGUCGCAAGCCACUGCUACUUUGGGCGUAUUUUCUCUUCGGCGUGGGAUGUGUUAUCAGCGGCAUUGGUCCGGAUAUGGCAACUGUCAUUUUGGGACGUGCAAUCAGCGGAAUUGGGGGCGCUGGAAUAAUGGCGAUGGGAUCUAUCAUUAUCACAGAUAUUGUUCCCCGACGGGAUGUUGCCCAUUGGCGGGCGUACAUCAACAUCGCAAUGACUCUGGGUCGUAGCGCAGGAGGCCCAGUGGGCGGAUGGCUAACCGAUACAAUCGGAUGGAGAUGGUCGUUUAUAAUCCAGGGGCCCUUGGCCGCUAUGGCAGCUUUGUUGGUGGUAUGGAAACUCAAGCUUGCCCAUCCAGUCACUGAGAAGAGCAUCCGCCGUGUCGACUUUCUUGGAACGUUUCUUCUCGCCACUGGUAUUAUCACAAUCACAGUUAUUAUGGACCAAGCGGGACAGUCCUUCGCAUGGGCAUCACUGUCGACGGCGAUCCUCGCAACUCUCAGUCUGUCAGCAUUCGUCGCCUUCGUUCUUGUUGAACUCUACGUAGCCCCCGAGCCGAUCUUCGAACUUCGCAUGCUGCGGAAGCCGAAUGUGACGCCCAGUUAUCUGAUCGGAUCGCUGCAGAUCACCGCCCAAGUUGGAAUGAUGUUCUCCGUGCCGCUAUAUUUUCAGGUGACAUCGAAAGCCUCAGCCACCGUAGCUGGAGGGCAUCUAGUUCCCGCCGUGAUCGGGAACACGCUUGGAGGUUUGAUCGCUGGAGCCUUCAUUCGUCGAACCGGCCAGUUCAAGGUCCUCUUGAUUCUUGCCGGUCUCGUUGCGUCUAUCGCCUAUCUACUCCUUUUCCUCCGUUGGAACGGUCACACUGGAUUCUGGGAGUCUUUGUACAUUAUUCCCGGUGGUAUGGGUACUGGUUUCUGCUCGGCGGCUGCUUUCGUCAGUAUGACGGCGUUUUUGAUGCCGCAGGAAGUGGCCAUGGCGACAGGAGGGUAUUUCCUACUCUUCAGCUUCGCCAUGACGGCUGGUGUGACUGUCACCAACAGUCUGCUGGGGACUGUUUUCAAGCGCCAGAUGGAACAGCAUCUGACUGGCCCGGGGGCCAAGAAGAUCAUCGAGCGCGCACUGUCCGAUACGAGCUAUAUCAAUGGCUUGCAGGGUCAUGUCCGAGAUGUAGUGGUAAAAGGAUAUGUGGCUGGUCUCCGCUACACUUAUCUAUUUUCCCUCGUCCUUUCACUUCUAGGAUCGAUCCUUGCAUGGACGGUCCGAAAACACCAGUUGUAA
This is a messenger RNA of Aspergillus tubingensis, 1695 nucleotides long. Its product is annotated as multidrug resistance protein Fnx1. The record is from RefSeq and is a predicted model, not a curated record. The coding region runs from base 1 to 1695 and encodes 564 amino acids. Gene Ontology annotation, molecular function: basic amino acid transmembrane transporter activity. Gene Ontology annotation, biological process: transmembrane transport; basic amino acid transport. NCBI's taxonomy places the organism in Eukaryota, Fungi, Ascomycota, Eurotiomycetes, Eurotiales, Aspergillaceae. The transcript is spliced from 8 exons. Gene Ontology annotation, cellular component: fungal-type vacuole membrane.